UGUAAUUAAUAUAUGUAAGUUGAACACUUAUUUACUGGUCUACAUGAUUCGACUAGAAUAUUAAUUCUCUUCGACAUUUUCAAAUAAGGAAACUUGAUUCGUUAUCUUGGGAGAGGUUACGGCCAUGACAUUCAUAUGCAAGCACCACUCGACAAGAUUUGCUUGAUGACGAUAGCGUUUCUUACAUAAAAUUUACGAGAAAAAAAAGGAAAAUACUUUUAUUAUGCAUUUUUUCUCAAGUUAUCACUCAAAAUUACUUACUAUCGAUUCAGCCAUUAUUGAAAUUGGUAAUUUUGUUGACUUAUAUAAAGAGACGCGGUUUCUCGUCAACGCGUUCACUUGGCGCGAGCGCAACCGUGCAUCUUGAUUAUUUAUAUGGAAAUGGGGUAACACAAUUAAAAACAUAUAAAUUGGUAUCGAUAUAAUUUCAAACCAAGCUCCAGUCACUGAUCACAUAAUGGCGUUGAGAUUCUUAUAUUUCUUCAGCCUUCUGGUUCUGUCAUUCUCUCAUCACGUACGGUACGCCACUACAGUAGCUUUCCGCGGAUACCACCAAUUUGAACGGUACGCCACUAUAGUGGAUAACAUUAAUGCAGUCUUUAUCGGCUGUAUUUACCGCCGCGCCGCUCGACAUUACUAUUCAUACGCUUUGGAAAGUUCUGUUAAUUCUAUUCGACGACUAGUUAUCGCAAAUUACUAAUUGUUAAUCAGAGAAUAAACGAAUUCUGUUUCACUUGACGUGCACCACUUCAGCAAAGAAAUCUCCGAGACAAUCUUUUACUGUUUGGUACACCAAUGUCAGAUAUUGUUGCAUUAUAUUUCAAUACAGGAUGAUUCUCGCGGUAUGCGAAACAAAAGGCAUGUCUAACCUAUACGUGAAUGGGUCUAGGGCCUCGACAUUUAGUCUCUAAAUGCCUUUUGUUGCGCAUGGCGCGAGAAUCACCAUGUAUAAAUACUCUUAUUGUAUUGUUUUUUUACCAUUACACUUUAUAUAUUUACAACUUUGUAGAAUUCUUGACCCUAAUAUGUCAAUCCAAAACAGAAGGCAGAGAUCAAUUUUUGAUGAGUCGGAAGUGGACUCUGAAAUUGAAAACGCACUAAACAAAAAUGCAAGUCGUACACAGAAAAAAAGAAAAUUGCAACGAAGAAUAGUGAGUUCACCAAAAUCUUCUGAUUCUGAUAGCCCUUUACAGGCGACGUUCAAGGAUAUUGUCUGGAUGCAUAAAAAUUUGAAGCCAAAAAUACAUAAAUUUAACCCACGUAACUCUGGAAUAACAACACAAAUUAAUCGACGUGCUACUACGUUAGACUAUUUUCAGCUAUUUUUUUCCGAAAAAUUAGUAGCAUUUGUCGUAAAAAGAACUAAUGAGUAUCGUACACAUAAAAUGAAAAAUUUUAUGUGCUCGUUUGUAAAACCUCACGAACAAGCAACAACUCUGAAUGAGAUGUAUUGUUUUCUUGCAAUUAGAUUACUAAUGACGCGAGUCAAAAAGUUACAUUACAACGAAUACUGGUCAAAAGAUAAAUUUCUGCAUACUGCCAUUUUUGGACGCAUAAUGAGUAGAGAUAGAUAUGUUUUUCUACUACGCAUAUUACAUUUUAGUGAGAUAACGACAGCUAGUUCCGAUAGGUUAGCAAAUAUAAGAGAAUUUUAUAAUAUGCUUCGCCUUUCGUUUAAAAAUACUUUUAGGCCGUUUGGUAACUUAUGUAUUGAUGAAAGUUUAUUAUUAUAUAAAGGCAGGUUAUCAUUUAAGCAAUACAUUCCAUCAAAACGGAAUAGAUACGGCAUCAAAUCUUUUGUACUUUGUGACUGUAAAACUGGAUACGUUUUAAAUUUUAUUGUAUAUGCAGGCAGCGAAUCCGCGAUAAAAACCAUAACAGAAAAGUCUCUCGGGAAAGCAGGUGAAAUUGUUGUUACACUACUAGAGCCAUAUUUAAAAAAAAAACACACAUUGUUUGUUGAUAACUGGUAUACCAGUCCGGUUUUGUUUAGUUAUCUCCACGACAAUGAAACGAAUGCGUGCGGUACUGUGAAACGUCGAAGGAAGGAUAUGCCUAAAAUGACGGAAAAGUUAAAUGCAGGUGAAAUGUGUUUUCGGAGUUCAUCUAAUAUGUUAGCAUUGAAAUGGAAAGACAAACGCGAUGUAUAUAUGCUGUCCACCUGCCACACUGCGGAUUUCAUAAAUACCAAAAAAAUUAAUUACCAAACACAGCAAGUUAUUCAAAAACCAUCCUGCAUAGUGGACUAUACCGUAAAUAUGGGCGCUGUCGAUAACCGCGAUAAAGUGAUAACAAACGUAGAAUCCAUCAGAAAAAGUGUUAAGUGGUAUAAGAAAUAUUUUUUUCAUUUGCUCGAUGUCUCUAUUUGGAAUGCGUUUUGUUUGUUCAAAAUGAAAAAAAAUGAGAAAUAUUCAAUGCGCGAAUUUCAUCUACGAUUAUUAAAAGAAAUAAUAAAAAAAUAUAAGAAGUUAGACCAAAAUAGCAGCAAUCGCAAUAAUUCUACUGCCGACCAUCCAUUAAGAUUAACAGAACCACAUUUUCCAUCAUAUUGUAAAACUGUUAAAACCAAAAAAACGUUGCGAAAUUGUGUAGUGUGCGCAAAGAAUGAUAAAAGACGAAGAUCACGCUACCAAUGUGAGAACUGUGAUGCUGGACUUUGCGUUGUACCUUGCUUUAAAAUAUAUCAUACACAAAUAAAUUAUUAAUUAAAAUGUAGCAUAUAAUAAUAAGUAAUUAAUUAAUAAUAACGUUUUUCAAUGUUGUUACAU
Molecule: messenger RNA, 2768 nt
Organism: Solenopsis invicta (red fire ant)
Lineage: Eukaryota; Metazoa; Arthropoda; Insecta; Hymenoptera; Formicidae
Product: piggyBac transposable element-derived protein 4
Exons: 3
Coding region: 912-2705 (597 amino acids)
Source: RefSeq, a predicted model, not a curated record